AUGGGCAAAUCUAUCAACGCAAAGGCAUCCUCGGCGAUGACAAAAAAGUCGGGCGUGUCUAAGAUGAAAACGACCCCUGUGGCUAAAAAGUCCGUCAAGAAACGAGUGGAAAUUGACCUACAACAGCCUAAAGACAGGGAUCCCAUCGAUUCCAAGAUGGUCUCUGCAACCCAAACUGAUGAGAAGCGUGUUAUCGACGAUAAUGAAGCGCAACGCAUGGCUGAAGAGAUUGAGGCGAAACGAAUCGCUGAACGAGAGGCUCGCAGGAGUGGACAUUACGAUAGCAUUGUUCCAAUAAUAAUAAUAACUGAGACAUUAAUCGUUAAUAUGCUACUCUAUGGGCAUUCGAUUGCCGGUGAAAUAUUCGGCUGUAAAGGUCAAGUACUGUGA
Molecule: messenger RNA, 390 nt
Organism: Cylindrotheca closterium
Lineage: Eukaryota; Bacillariophyta; Bacillariophyceae; Bacillariales; Bacillariaceae
Source: the annotation of a GenBank genome assembly